Molecule: messenger RNA, 3498 nt
Organism: Glarea lozoyensis ATCC 20868
Lineage: Eukaryota; Fungi; Ascomycota; Leotiomycetes; Helotiales; Helotiaceae
Exons: 2
Coding region: 1-3498 (1165 amino acids)
Biological process (GO): monoatomic ion transport; transmembrane transport
Cellular component (GO): membrane
Molecular function (GO): monoatomic ion channel activity
Source: RefSeq, a predicted model, not a curated record
AUGCUAUCUUCUUUACUCAGACCUAGAAAGGCUCGACAACGCGUUGAUCAACAAUCUCCAUUCUCUUCACCAUAUCCAGAACCAGAUCAAUCUUCUCCCAUCGUAGCCCGACGAGAACGCCAGAUACGCCAUGCCACUGCGGAUUGGACUGAGACGGAGGCGGAGGACGAUAUCACAGAGGAUGAGGAGGACGAGGACAAUGCGAACAAUGUCACAGAAGAAGUAGACGAGGAAGAUGCCCAAGAUGAUGGCGAUGAGGAUGGGGGCGAGGAUGAAGAAGAUACACCUUUGCUUCCUAUAUUUUCGGCAGCACAUCUAGAUGCUCUUCCAGUCUAUAACCUCACACAUGCGAUACGAUUUAUCGUCUUGCCCAAGACCGAAACCACCUUGACUUGGGAUCAACUGCGAUCGCCUCAAGUCUCCCAAUUCCUCGUCAAGCCGAUGCAACAGCAACUGCGAACGUCACACUUCUCGCGCGCGACUCUAUAUGCGCUGAUGGCAAAUUGCUUGCAAUUCCAAAAGGAGGGCCAAGCAAAUCCAGGAAAUGCUGGAGUGAGUAAGACAAGGGCCAUGGUCUGCGAAUUACUAGCGAUAAAGCUCUUGAAGGAAUACAGCACUCGGGAACUCAUUGAUGCCCUGUCAUACGACUUCUUUCCUCUUCAGGGGUUUGAAGUUCCCAGUAUAGCAAGACCAGGGCAACCACAGCCAAAGGGCCCCCCCAGACCAGCAGCGGCUCGAACAUCAACUUUGGAAGUAGCAAUUAGGGCGUCUGCGAAAAAGUUUCUGGCCCAUCCACUGGUAGUUCAGCAACUUGAAGCCAUAUGGGCGGGAACGAUUGUUUUUCACUCUGCGGCAGACAAUCUACACCGAAUACGUCCGGCCACAAAGCCAGCACUCCCAAGGAGGACUACUGGUGAUCGGCGACAUCUUUUGGUGCCAGAUCAAGAUGUUAGAUACGGUGCUAUUGCAGAUCCGCGGGCUUCACCAGAUAAGCAGGUAGCUCCCCCGGUGCAGAUGCGCAGAACUGUGACAUUGUAUGAUCCAAGAGAUGCUUCUCUUUUCAAGCUCUCGCGAUUGAGAGUGCCUCGCUAUCGUCAAUUCUUCUCCACUUGCUCACUCGCGAUUCUUCUUGGGUUGUUUGUCGCAGUACUUGCGCAGCGUUCGACUGACAUCACUGGCUUGGAGGUAAUAUUCUGGUUUUGGAGCGCAGGCUUCAUGCUGGAUGAAGUAGUCGGCUUCAAUGAGCAAGGGUUUAGUUUAUACAUCAUGAGCUUCUGGAAUACCUUUGACCUUGGUAUUCUUCUUCUUCUGAUGAUCUACUACUCCAUGAGACUCUAUGGCUUAUUCUUGGUGGACGUCGGAAGGCAUGAAUGGGACAGUAUGGCCUAUGAUGUUCUGGCGACGAACGCCAUUUUGCUAUUCCCUCGGCUUUUCAGCGUCCUGGACCACUACCGAUACUUCUCGCAACUUCUUAUAGCGUUCCGUCUAAUGGCUGUUGACUUGGUGGCUGUAUUUGUCCUCAUCCUCAUUGCUUGCAGUGGCUUCUUUGUAGCAUUUACCCUGUCCUUUAAGCGCAAUGGCACUGGUGACUACGAUGCGGCUACCGUAGCCUAUAAGAUAUUCCAAAUCCUUAUGGGCUUUACUCCUGCUGCUUGGGAUUCGUGGCCAGGAUAUAAUCCGCUUGGAAAGGCAAUACUAGUGCUCUUCCUGUUCAUAUGCCACUUUUUGGUGGUAACAAUCCUUAUCACAGUUCUCACAAAUUCCUUCAUGGCAAUUGUGUCAAAUGCGAAUGAGGAACAUCAAUUCGUAUUCGCCGUCAACACCAUAUCUAUGGUCAAGAACGACGCUCUGUUCUCAUAUGUGGCUCCUAGCAAUAUAUUUGCUUGGCUUCUGGCGCCUCUCAGAUUCGGGUUGCCGUUUCGUGGUUUCCUCAAACUCAAUCGGACAAUUAUAAAAGUUACGCACUCUCCUUUGCUGUUCGCCAUCUACGCCUAUGAGAAGGUCUUUUUAGCAAGAACUGUUUUUGAACCGACAGAUCUUGUAGAACAGCGCGGUAGGAAUAGACAUGUCUCAUUCAAUGAGAGUAAAUCACUAUUCAGCCCCAACGUCAGGAUGCGUCAGGAGUCCGUGGCGGGAUUCCAGAAAGACCGUGCUUUGGAUGAAGUUUUUAGGCUCGCACCAAGGCCGAAUACAAUCCGUACCAAUACGAAAAGCCUGGAACGGCGACAAAAGCACAAUGUUGUUAGCAACUGGAUGGACCAUCAAGGAGAUCAAGCGAGCCCUCCACAAGAGCAAGACCGUUCCGUCGUUGAUCGCCUGGAGACGAGAAGACAAGCGAGGAGAGCAACCAUGCUUCGGCACCGUGGUGUAUCAGGAACGAGGUCUGUUGCUAGUGACCCUGCCGAAUUCAUGUCCACUGGGCCAUUUCACGAUGCGGAAGGGAACAUUCCCGAAUUCAAUAAUGAAGUACUGGGGCACGAAGAAGAAGCAGAUGGAGAUGAUGAAUUGGUUACCAACGACGAUGACGACCAUGUUACUCUGGACAAAUCUAGAAGCCACCCUAAUGGUUCGGAGAAGGACAAUGAAAGAGAGGAGAGCGAUUACUUUCGUACACCGACUGGAGGUCAUCCUAACCUGCCCUCGAUAUCUUCUUUGAAGAAUCAGCAGUCUGCCCUUUCUGCAGCACUCAAGUCAUCUCCACCAAGAUUUCGAACCCACAAGCGGCAGAUGUCCACGAAUACAAUUUUGUAUAAUCCUCUUGAACACCAAACAUCAUCAGAAGACUCGCCUCCCAAGUCGCGACCCCAUACGGCAAAGCGAGCCUCCACUGCAAACACCGGUACCCAUACACCAGUCACGGGCGCUGCCACUGGCAGUCGGACCCCUAGACACUCCAUCUACACCACCGCGAACACAAAAGCCCGACCCAUUCUCCCGAACCGACAAAACUUCCAAUCAGUACCCAACUUCAACCUCGAUUCCACCAUGGCCGGCUCUCGAACCCGCCAAAUCCGCCGUCGUCAAUCGUCCCUCGACAUGGGCAUGUCAGACCUCGGCUUCGACCAAAACCCAAGCAACAUGCUCGGCGCAGUCCCCAGCUCCUUCGCCACCCAAAUGGCGAUGGCCAUGGGGGGAAUCAAAGGCCUUGCAUCUAGCGUGCCUAGAAAAGAAGACACGGAUGGCAUGAUGGGUCGUCUUAUGCUUGCGCGCAUGAAAACUCUCGAAGAAGGUUUCGCGGAAGUGGUCAAGGAGUUUCGGGGUAUGAGGACGGCGGGGAAUAGCUCGGUUGAGGGUUUGGAAAUAGGUAGUUUUGAGGGGAGGAAGGGGAAGGGUCGCGAGAAGAUCGCGAGGAAGAAGAAGGAUGGGAGGGGUGUGGUGGCGAGGACUACGCAGGAGAUUGAUUUUGUUGACAAAGUUACGAAGGGGGUGAAGGGAGCGGGCGGGGAGGAUGAUGAUACCCAUGGUGACGCGAGAUUUGUUGAGAGGAGUUCGUUUUAG